Molecule: messenger RNA, 3108 nt
Organism: Syngnathus acus (greater pipefish)
Lineage: Eukaryota; Metazoa; Chordata; Actinopteri; Syngnathiformes; Syngnathidae
Gene: alpk1
Product: alpha-kinase 1
Exons: 15
Coding region: 97-3048 (983 amino acids)
Biological process (GO): protein phosphorylation
Molecular function (GO): ATP binding; protein serine/threonine kinase activity
Source: RefSeq, a predicted model, not a curated record
CACCCCGCGCCAAGCGGCGGCUGCGUGCUUCAUACCAAAGUCCGCCUUUAUCAUGACGUAAAAGUGAAAGACGACUUGAAAACGUAGCUGGUAAGAAUGGCCCGACAGGACGGGGAGACUCGGGGUUUGCUGGAGAAAUGCCUCAGGGCAGCAAACACCCCCGCCACUCAAGCCACGGAAGCCGAGAGGCACAUUUACUGCAGUGUCAGAGAUUCCUUGCGUGAGGAGUUGGCUUUGCUUCUCCAAGAGGCCGAAGAGAUGAGAUGGCCCUUUGUGCCCGAGAAGUGGCAGUACAAGCAGACCAUCAGCGCCGAUGACAAGAGCAACUUGAGCGAGCUCGUCGGCCAGCAUCUACCUCAGCUCUUGAAUAUCCUGGAAGCCGCCAUUGUGGCUCAGGAAGCCCACGCGGCGCUGGCGGUGAUCUUUUUGGUGGAUCGCUUUCUCUACUGGAUCGACGAGUCUGGGCAAUUGUUGAAGAUCAGCAAGCUGCUUCACAAACGUUACCCGGACGCCCCCGUCGCCCCUCAGUUGGUCAUACGGCAGGCCCGGGUCUACCUCAACUCAGGCAAAUUGCAGAAGGCCGAGUACAUCCUGAGCCAUCUUAUUAUCGACAGCGGGGCCACAGGAUGUUGGGUGUACCGUUCGGAAAGCGACCGUGCUCUCGUGCAGUCUGUCAGCCUGCAAGUGCGCGGAAUGGUUUUGCAAAAACUAGGCCUGUGGCUGGAGGCCGCGCGGCUCAUCUGGGCUUCUCUGCUUGGUUACUACACGUUGCCUCAGCCAGAUAAAAAGGGUAUCGGGACCUCUCUUGGCAUCUUGGCUAACAUCCUGCUGUCCAUGAAUGACGAAGACUUCCACGCCUUUAAGACCACCCCGGACAUCGACUUAUCGUUGCUCGGCGACGCUAGCCAUCGUCUUCUCUCCGCGGCCAAGGCGGCCAAAAUGGCGGUGGCGUACAGCCAGUACACGUCGCUUUACGUGUUGACCAACGCGACGGCUCAAGGGACCUGCUUGUUGUCGUACAGUUUCUCGCUGGCGUGCCCCCCCGCCAAGAGGACAUUGUUCCUCUUAGAGGCCAAGGAGGCAUUUGAAGUGGGCCUCCUCAGCAAAGCAGAAGGCGAGGUGAUCACCAGCAAGCAGGAGCUGCACACCUUCAUCAAGGCAGCGUAUUCGCUCCUUGUCACGCACAAAUGGCUUUAUGGAGCCUCUGAGGCGGUGACGCGGAGCACGAAAGUGUGCCAAGAAGCUUUAGCUCGUUUUUACCAUUACUCCCGCCCCGACGCUGUCGACAGAGACGGCUUUUGCGCCGAAAUCAUGCGUCAUAUAUCUCGAGUCAAGCUGGAGUUGCAAGUGGAGCCGUUCGUCAAUUCCGACAGCCGCUCUUUCAUCCCCGACACCUUCCGGAAUGUCAAUGACGUCUUGGUCGGGUUCACUUCCGACGACUUCUCCAGUGUGCUGCAGAGAUUUCAGAAGUAUCACUUGUCGCUCUGUACAACCGCUGACUUUAAGUCUAACGGCCAGCGGGUGGAUGUAGAUGGAGCAGGAAUUUGCAUCACGGCAUUCGGGACCACGGUGGAUGUUCUCGACGCUGAAAGCGUCGGCGAGGCCGGUAAACCUUCGAGCGAGUGCGCUUCUGAUGUUUCGGAACUGCCCGACCGUAGCAGCAGUGUCACGAACGCAAACAGCCUCAGCUCUUCCUGGAAGAGGCUCUCCUUGACGAGUUCUGGGUCAGGAAGAAGCGCCGUGGGCCAUUUUUCCUCCAGUGUCUCCAGUCACGGGUCUGACAAGUUUGAAAUAAUACAAGCCGAUAUCCCAACGGCGGACUCGGAUGACGACGAUCCAGAUGGACUAUCCUUAUCCCAACUGAUACUCAGCAGCUCACUCAGCAACAGUUUUGGCUCCAAGUCGUCAUGGGAGCACAUUUCGGCAAGCCUGGGUUCAUCUCGGUCUGCGGGAAUCCACCAGCGCGCCAAAUCGUUCGAGUCCAGCGGGAGUGUUUUUCUCAAGACAGCGCAAGAUUGCGAAGAUAACGACACCACUGGGUGGGAAAUUUUAGGCCUGCCCAAAGCGCUAGAGAACUUUAAAGCGGAUGCUGGGAAUUGUAGCUCCACAGAAACCUCUACGGACGAUUGUCAUGGGACAGCAGAGGAAUCGAUUGUUGGUCCUCAGACGUGGAACCUUGGGUGCAACAGUUGCCUCAAGAUCCACAGCCUGGCUCAUGUUGCUCCUGCGAGACAGUACUACUUGUCCCAGGAGGACUACCGCAGUCUCCUGGCUGGAGUCUGCCACCAAUGUCUGCUGAAGAGACUGAGGAGCGAGAAAGAGAAGUUCAAACUCGAGCGCUACGGCACGACCCAUAAUGCUCUACAUUUAAAGUUCUCCAAGGCAUCGGGAUUGUGGACCGCUCGGGAGACCUGUGUCCAUAUCGGCGAGUCAAUGGGCUUGCAAGGCACGCACAGAACUGCCAUCUGGGUCCAGUUCUUACACCAGGAAGAAAGGCUGAGCAGUUACGUCGGGAAGGACUACCGGAAGCCGACGCAGAUCCAGUUUCACCUGAGAGAUGUGGAGAGGCAGAUGACGGCCCAGUAUUACGUGACAGAAUUCAACAAGAGCCUCUACGACAAGGAGGUCAUGGCCCAGAUGUUCUUUCUGCCCUCCGAGGCCCUGCUGAUUUUGGACGGUGAUGUCAUCGCGGGCUGCAUCACCGUGGAGCCUUUCAUGCUGGGUCAAUUUGUCAAACUCACCAACAACAUCAAAAAGAAGAACGACAAACUGCCUGCGACGGAAUACGGCCUGGCCUUCGGACACUUCACCUACCUGCACUCCGAGUGCCAGGACGUCGUCGUGGACCUGCAAGGGUGGGUGACGGCCAACGGUAAAGGGCUGACGUACCUCACCGACCCCCAGAUACACUCCACCAGAACCCCUCGCGGCCCGUCCAACCUGGCUAGCAGCGGUAUUGCUACCUUCCUGCGGGAGCAACACGGGCCAGAGUGCAACAGCGUUUGCCGGCGACUCAACCUGCCGCCGGUACCCCAACAGUCGUCGUGAAGCCGCUGUCAUCCAAUCUUCAUGUUGUUUCUGAGUUGUUGACAAUAAUCAACGAAACCA